CGUUUCAGCCUCUUAUACCUAUUAUUACCUAUCAACAAAAUGAAAACAAUGACUUUGGGCAACAUGAAACUUAAACAAUAUAUUUAUUUUUUCGUUUGAGCCUAUACCUACUGCUAAUUUGAAGCUACACUGUAUGAGUGAGGAACUUUAAUUAUCAAAUUGAAUACUAACGGAUUACAAUAAUACAGAAUGACCUUACCUGAUGUGAAUGGCGCUACAAACGUAGUCCUACAAUUAAUAAUGACUACCCGUAUUGUCAUUGAUUUUUUAGAUAAGUUUCAAGUUCGAAUUUUUAUAGGAUCAUUCACAUUAGGUAUACAGAUACACGACUAAAGAAUUAUUUAUAUUUGAUAAACACUAGUUUUACUUCAGUCUGUAAUUGUGUAGCAACCUGCCGAGGCGCUUUAUUAAGAAAAUCCGUUUAGUUAAUACACAUUUUUUCCAACUACAAAACAAUAAUGCAGGAUCCAAAAACAUAUCAAGAAGUCAGUAAUAUGCAAAAACGAGACCUUGAAGUCAUUUUAAAAGAAUAUCAAUCUGAAUGGAAACAUAAAGAUGCAAGAAUUAUGGACAUUGGUUGCGCCGACGGUAGCGCCACCAUUCGUCUUUGGAAAAAAUACAUACCGCAGAACUUUAAGACUUUAGUCGGAAGUGAUAAAAGCCUGGCAUGUGUUAACUUUGCUAAGAAGCAUUACGAGAGCGAAAAAGUAAAAUUCAUGACACUUGAUAUAGAAAAGGAAAUACCUAAUGAACUAAAAGGAUGCUUUGACCAUGUGGUCUCAAACUAUGUGUUCCAUUGGGCGCAACAGCAAGAAAAAAGCUUCUCAAAUAUAUACGAAAUGCUAGCAAAGGACGGCAAAUGCCUGAUAAUAUUCCUCGGCAAUUGCAACAUUUUCGAAAAUUAUCGCACACUCUCGCGCACUUCAACAUGGAAUUCCUACAUUAAAGAGGUCAAGACUAAGUUUAUGUCUCCUUACCAUGAUUCUCAGGACCCAGAAACAGAAAUUAAAAACUUGAUGAAGAAAAUUGGUUUCCGAGAUAUAAGUGUCAAAGUACACGAACUUUCAUUUGAUUUUAUACGCGGUAUAGACGAAUUUAGUGAUAUGAUGAAAUGCCUGAACCCUUUCGAAGGACUGGAGAACAAAUGGGAAGAUUUCAUAGCUGACUAUGUCCAACUGGAUCCAAAUGCGAGCACCAUCGUAUAUCAGCUGUUGGUUGUUUCUGGAAAGAAAUGAGGACAAUGUUUUAAGUUACUAUUGUAGUAGUAGUAAACACUUUAUAGCAAAUAACAAAUUGCAAGUACAGUCAACAAUUAUAAUGGUUAUUUACAAAGGCGAGCUUAUCUAUUGUAUUUAUUUAUCGCGAUAUUUAUGAGUACAUACGAGUAUGUGGCUUGGAUCUAAAAUUAUUCAUUGAGCAUCAAUUAGCUCCAUAAUACAUAAUCUACAGUUUGCGCUAUUUAAAUAAAAAUAUUUUUUGACAUUAAAAGAGCACUUAAAUUUCGCAUUUUAAUCUCGUCGGGUACCACGGCGGGCGGGUGGUCUAGUGGUAAUGACAUUAGCCGCGUAAGAUAAAGAUCCGGGUUCGAUCCCCGGCUCAGCCACCGGUGGGCCUUGUCGUUUUUUCUUUCGUGUAGGAUAUCUAUUUCAAUUUAAAAUUUAUAUAUAGUAGACUAUUUGAAAAAUAUUCAAUAACAUAAUUGAAUUUGUUCCCUAGUUAUGUAUGAAAUAUUGAAAUAUUAAAUAUCUUGUUAGAGACUUAACAGUAUACAGUCUAAUCAAACAACAAAUAAAAAUGACACAAAGUUUUUUUUAUUUGUUUGUUUUGUCUCACGGGUGAGCGUUUUUGGGCGAAGUACUUUGCAAUGUUUCCGCCUGGGAAAGGAUUUAGUGUAAUGGCCUAUUAGUGUCCCAAAAGCUUGCUCAGUGCUGCUAUUUGCACGAUGAGGUCUUCCUCUCACGGGUCUAAUAGGCCUCUGAUGAAAUUGAUGUUUUAAACCCCCAAUUGUGCUUGGUUACGAUGUUUACAUCUGGGUAGCUGGAAGUGUUGUUUCAUUUGUACCACUAAAUCCAUAUACCUAUUACACAAGUAGAUAUACCUACAUAGGAACCUACCUAAGAUAAAAUAUUUAAAGUACGAGUAUCGCUGAAAUACUCAUUCAAUUCAUAAAUAACAGCAACUGGAUGAGUAUUUAAUUAUAUGCGUUUUUUUAAAACUACUUUUUGUCCUACCAUUUUCAUUACUUGUUACAAACCUAUGAUGGUACUUUAUGUAUUUUUAUAAAUAAACUCUAGAUUACACACGUUUAUUGCUUUUGUACCCGCCCAACCAGAAAAAAAAUAUAAUUAAUAACCAUACGUAGACAUGUUUUAUAUUCAUAUGUCCCUAAAAUUAUUAUCCACGCCAACGGACUUUUCUGACCUCAACCCAAUAAAAAUAAAUACUAAAGUAUAUGUAUCUA
Leguminivora glycinivorella is the source of this 2461-nucleotide messenger RNA. Its product is annotated as juvenile hormone acid O-methyltransferase-like. The record is from RefSeq and is a predicted model, not a curated record. The transcript is spliced from 4 exons. Bases 459 to 1235 code for a protein of 258 amino acids. NCBI's taxonomy places the organism in Eukaryota, Metazoa, Arthropoda, Insecta, Lepidoptera, Tortricidae.